This is a messenger RNA of Syzygium oleosum, 2005 nucleotides long. Its product is annotated as adenine nucleotide transporter BT1, chloroplastic/mitochondrial-like. Lineage: Eukaryota; Viridiplantae; Streptophyta; Magnoliopsida; Myrtales; Myrtaceae. The record is from RefSeq and is a predicted model, not a curated record. Bases 570 to 1778 code for a protein of 402 amino acids. The transcript has 3 exons. Gene Ontology annotation, biological process: transmembrane transport.
AAAGAGAAUGCGUAGCUCUGCUCCACCAUCCUUUGAAGAGACGACGUAGCCAAAAACACACCCAAUAUAAAAAAACACACGCUUGAGCAGCGACACAACACUGCGCCGAAAGGAAAGGAUUCACCUACCCCUCUUCGUUCUUUGCAAGUUUUCAACUAAAAAACCUCUGUCCCUUGUUGUUUAUUUUAAUAUAGCUAUCACCGUCUCUUCUCUCGAAUUCUUCACGCCAGAUACCCAGGAACCGGAUCUUCCAACUAGCAUUUCCCCUUAUUCCCUAUUGUGCUCCUUGCUUUACUCCAUCCACCACUUUCGAAUCGAGUGCUCAAAUUUCUGCCUUUACCUGUUCAUUAAAAAUCCCAUCUUUCCCUUCUUAUUUACUUCCAAUGGAUAUGCAACCAUGAAACAUUGUUCUGGGUGUUCAUCGAAUCCCACUAGGAAGCGUUUUUCUGCGGUUUUGCUCGGUGGGUAGAGGAAGAAUCCCAGGUUUGUGUUGCCAAAGUUGGCAUUUUUGCCUCUUCUGAUUCGUGAAAAGCAGUGGGAUUCUUAGUUUAUUGACGAGGUUUUAGUAGAUGGGCAAGAAAGCAGCUCAUUUGUUUGACGAUUAUAACGAUGGGGUUUUGUCUAUUAGCGGUUUGGGGUCACAAUGGUGUCGCCAGGAUGAUGAAUUCUAUCCUGGAGGUGGAUUGUUUGCCAGUGUUGGUCAAAUGGGGAGGAAUUUGGGCGUUACGCCGAAUCCUCCCAACCCUGCGGAAACAGGUGGUGGUGGUGGUGGUGGUGGCGGCGGCAUAAAGAUGCCCUAUGUUGAAUUAUUGGUGAAGUAUGUGUCGAUGCCUAAGGGAGUUGGGAUACUGGGUGUUCCCGAGGAGGAAGGGACAGUGAAGAAGAAAAAUAUUGGGCUCAGACUGAAAAUAAAGGUUAAAAAUCCUUCCUUGAGGAGGUUGAUUAGUGGUGCGAUUGCUGGGGCAGUUUCGCGAACCGCUGUGGCCCCUCUGGAGACGAUUAGAACGCAUUUGAUGGUUGGGAGUAGUGGGCAUUCCACUACUGAGGUCUUUCGUGAUAUUAUGAAGCAUGAUGGUUGGAAGGGCUUGUUUAGAGGUAAUUUGGUGAAUGUGAUUCGGGUUGCUCCUAGCAAGGCCAUUGAGCUAUUUGCUUAUGAUACGGUCAACAAACAGUUGUCGCAUAAACCUGGGGAACAACCAAAGCUUCCGCUUCCUGCCUCCUUAAUUGCAGGUGCCUGUGCUGGUGUGAGCUCAACAAUAUGCACAUAUCCUCUUGAGUUGGUCAAAACUCGACUCACCAUCCAGAGGGGAGUUUACGAUGGUAUGCUUGAUGCGUUCUUGAAGAUAAUGAGGGACGAGGGACCCGCAGAAUUAUAUAGAGGCCUUGCCCCUAGUCUUAUCGGAGUGAUUCCAUAUGCUGCCACCAACUAUUUUGCUUACGACACAUUGAGAAAAGCGUAUCGGAAGUUUUUUAAGCAAGAGCAGAUUGGGAACAUUGAGACCCUUCUCAUCGGAUCAUUAGCUGGCGCUAUUUCAAGUAGUGCGACUUUCCCAUUGGAGGUAGCUCGGAAGCAUAUGCAAGUGGGAGCACUCAGCGGAAGGCAGGUGUACAAAAAUGUGAUUCACGCUCUUGCUAGUAUACUUGAGCAGGAAGGGGUUGGAGGGCUAUAUAGAGGUUUAGGCCCUAGUUGCAUGAAGUUGGUGCCCGCUGCCGGGAUAUCUUUCAUGUGUUACGAAGCGUGCAAGAGGAUUCUGGUUGAGGACAAUGAAGAGGCUUGAUCACAUAAAUGACAAGAAAAAAAGCGAGGUCUUUUGCUUUGGGUCAUCUACAGAAAGGGUGGAGGAAGAUGACUACUUCAUAUACUGCGGCUGAAUCGUUUUUCUUUAUGUUCUUUUUCAUUUUCUCAUAGGAUUUCUUAGGAAGAAUUCUUCAAGGAAGUUAUUGUUACCAAGGUCGGUACUACAUACACUCGCAAAGAUAUCGAAGGGGUUUUUACUUUUCUUUC